Molecule: messenger RNA, 4488 nt
Organism: Octopus sinensis (East Asian common octopus)
Lineage: Eukaryota; Metazoa; Mollusca; Cephalopoda; Octopoda; Octopodidae
Product: insulinoma-associated protein 1a-like
Exons: 2
Coding region: 1422-3464 (680 amino acids)
Biological process (GO): neuron differentiation; regulation of cell cycle process; negative regulation of transcription by RNA polymerase II
Cellular component (GO): nucleus; transcription repressor complex
Molecular function (GO): DNA-binding transcription repressor activity, RNA polymerase II-specific; RNA polymerase II cis-regulatory region sequence-specific DNA binding
Source: RefSeq, a predicted model, not a curated record
GCGGCCGACGUAUAAAAUGUCGCGUGUUUGUGUCGCCUAGCCAGAACUCGUGCAAGAUUUUUUCAAACAAGCUGCUUGCAAAAAAGAACAAAAACAAAAACAGAAAAACGACAACACCAACGCACAUGCAUACAUAAAUACAUACUCACAAACGGGCAUUUACAAUACCAUUGCGGCGACAUACUGUUGUCUGUGUGUAUAUCAUUUUUUCAUUUUUUUUUUUUUUGCAAUAUUUUCUUUAUAAUAACUGAGUUUCAUAUCACAAUCACCAUUUAUUUUGUCCCUCCAGCAGCAUCCUGCCUUCUCCCUCGUUUCGUAAAAGAUCCCAGCAACUGAAGGACAGAUGACGGAGAAAGAUAAAUAACAAGAAAUCAGAACACUAGCAGACAUUUCUGUGUUUGGUGUUGGACAACUUUUGGCAGGAAAAAAAAAAAAAAGGAGCCGAGUGGAAUAAAUUUAUUUUGACACGCUACAUUAGUACAAUAGCUACCACUACUUCUACUGCUACUGCUGCUGCCCCUGCUGCAUUAUCAGAAUUACUGAUAAACGAACCAAUCGACUAAACAGACUAACUGACCAAUUGGAAUACAGCGAAAUACUAGGCUGACGAAAGACGGAGACAGUAUCAACGGGGCUGGCUCAUUAUUCUCAGAUAACUUUUCAACAGUGAAAAUAAACAUGUUUCACACGCUGGCCAUAUGUGUCGCCAUUUGGAGCCGAGGACAUACAGGUUAGACAACAGAAACUGUUAUAUAUCUUUCACAAUCUAGCUAAAAGAGUCAUGUUCCAUGGUUUCGUACCAUUCUGCAUGUCUCUUCUGACAAAUAAAAGACACGCUGAAAGAACGUUAUUUUAUGCCGAUAAAUUGGCCUUAAAACUAUUUAUAUUGCUCUGCAAAGAAUUAAUUUAAAAGAUAAAAAAAAAACGUGAAAAGAAGUAUAAGAAAAAGACAGAUAUUCAUUUAUAUACCAAACAUAUAUUCACACAUAAUAUACAUAUAUAUAUAUAUACAUAUCCAUCUAUAUUUAUAUCUAUAUUUAUAUCGUCUAUUUAUAAACUAUAUUUGCCUGUCGUUAUCUGUUGUUAAUUAUCAUAUCUAUAUAUUUGCAUAAAUAUAUGUAUAUAUAAACGCACACAUAAUUAUAUACAUAUAUAAACUAUACAUAUAUAUGUAUAUCAGUACCCUUUUUGCUAUAAAAUAACAUAUAUAUACAUACAUGCAUAUAUCAUAUCUAUAUAGAUACGGAUAAAUUAUUUAUUGUCUAAGCUUCUAUGAAAUAACUUGUUUUGUAAAAUUUUCUUUAUUUUCUGUGAAAUAACACCAUUCCAUAAGUGUUGGGAACAACAAAACAAAACCAACCAUAAACACAGACAUAUAAAACACUAGUAGAAAUACUAACCAAUAACUCCAAGAAUUCAAAAUGCCACGUGGAUUUUUGGUGAAACGAACAAAAAAUGCUGCGGCAUUCUCUUACAGAGUUCGGAAUUCCGAUGAUAGUGACUCUGAUCACGAACACAUUCAAACAAAUUUCGGUUCUCCAGAUUCUGGAUAUUCUCCAAGUCCGAUAUCAUUGACUCCACGCGAGAGAGAUCUCCAUGCCUUUGACAGGGACCCGACACAAGGUACCACCCUGCCCUCGUCUCCGUUGCCAAGUUAUCCGUCCCCACAUUACUUUUAUGCCUUCGACAGACUGAGCGUUUCUAAUUGUUCACCAGUCAACUUGACCCCUGUGAAAAACGAAACCGGAACUGCUGCUCUUUCCAGUCCUAACAAACGCAGGGGUCCGGCCGAAGCCGAGAAAAAGGUGAAAACGCCCAAGAAACCGAAAGCUUGUCGUAAAAUUAAUUUCGACGAGGACAAGACGUCACCCGUAUCGGGUACAAUCAUCAAAGACAUCUCUGAUACGGACGAGGAAGGACAAGUUGUGUGCGGAGACAUUGACAGUGCCUUUAACUAUGUAGAGAUCACGGCGGAAGCUAAGGCUGAGCUGGAAAAAAUCGAGAACAAAAUUGGCGACUAUGUCUGUCAGCUAUGCAAAGAAUAUUUUGACGAUGCCUUCCAACUGGCUCGCCACAGAUGCUCACGCAUCGUGCAUGUAGAAUAUCGCUGCCCUGAAUGCGACAAAGUUUUCAACUGUCCAGCCAACCUCGCUUCGCAUCGGCGUUGGCACAAACCGAAAACCGCGUCCGACAAAAAGAACGUCCCCACUCACAUACUGCCGGCCAACAUCCCGUCGGUUGCUCUCAACAGUAACCACAGCAACGGAACAAAUGGAGAUCCGAUGGACGAAUCCAGCGACAAAUGUGACAGUCCACGAAUGCUAACGUCACCUCCUGGCUCGCCGAACAACUACACAGCUUCCACACAUCACCACCAGUACUUCAAUUCGAACUCAUCACCGUCUCCGUCGUCCGCUUCACCUCCAGCCGUCACCAUCAACGACUGUCCGUCGUCCACUGUCGAAGAAGGACAAUUCCAGUGUGAGAUAUGUUUCAAAAGGUUCCGCCGUCAAGCCUACCUGAAGAAGCAUAUUCUUAACCAUAACAAUGACCGAGCCAAGCAACAACAACAACAACAACAGCCGCCACAACAACAACAACAACAGCAACAACAGUCAGAGCAGCACCUUUCAUUGCAGCAACAACAACAAAGUGAAACUAGUCAGCCCUCAACUCACAAUCACUUACAGAACCAACCCACCGACUCGCCACCUCAUAGUUAUUUCCAACACAAACACCAACUCCAUCAACACAACAAUCAAAACCUCACGCAAAACAACGGUAGCAGCAACAACAACAACAACAACGCUAACAAUAACAACAGCGACAUCAGCAGCAGCAAUAACAACAACAACAAUAACAACAACAACAACAACAAUGACAACACAGAUUCCAAUGGCAACAAAGAGCCGACUUCUUCGCUAAACAGCAAUGUAAAUACACAAAACGGUGCCUCGAGUAAUAACAGUUCUAGUAUGGUGGUCAACGAGAGUAGUAGUGAGAGUAUGGACCCCACGACUAGCUGUAGUACUCCGGCUGCAACAAAUGGUACCAUCACUAAUGCUACAAGCAUUGCAAGCAACGGUAGUAAUAGUAGCCUCACGACCACUGACACAACAACCACCAACAGCAGCACCGACACCACUACCACCACCACCACUACCAAUACCAACACCACCACGACCGGCAACAGUAAUAAUAACAACAACAGCAACAACAGCAGCAGCAAUGGUAACGGAACCACUGCCCACCUAUCAUGCGACCACUGUAAUAGCAUUUUUACCACAAAAACGGCUCUCGAGAAGCACAGCCGGACGCACAGUGGCGAGGUUUUCACCUGUAAGUACUGCUCAAGUCGCUUCUAUAGUUCUCCAGGUCUUACCAGACACAUCAACAAAUGCCAUCCCUCCGAAAAUAGACAGGUCAUUCUUUUACAAUUGACCCCAGUUAACCGACCUUGUUGAUUACGAAUAUCAAUACAAACAAUGAAUUUUGUCAUCGUCAUCUACAAUAGCAACAAACAAUAACAGCAGCAACUACAACAACCAGAUCUGUCUAAGAACAAUAAUUUAACAUCAAUAAGAACAACAAUAGCAACAACAACAACAAUAAUAAUAAUAAUAAUAAUAAUAACAAUAAUAAUGAUGAUGAUAAUGAUUAUCAACUGCCUCUUUAUUUAAAAGUAUGAAACCGAGGCAAGUUAUUUUAAUGAGUGGUCUAGACUUAAACCCCUCUUGAAAUUAUAUACCUUUCUGUGAGAAGAUAAAAGCGAAGUUCGUUGGUUGGUCACCAACGCAACAAUACCUGCAAGUGAAAUACGAACUCUCAAACGAAAAGAUAGCCAGGCAGGUGUAGUAAGUCCAGUAAUCUGAUCUACCCGGCCAUUGCACGCCCUAACCAGUCCUAUCCCAAAAUAUCAUCAUCAGCCUUAUCGUUAACAUCAGUAUCAAUAUCAACAUUAUAACUAUGAACAAAGUGGCAUUUUUCCAUUACAAAAGCUCGACAUUACCAGUACAAACUAUACCGCCAUUAUACUAUAACGGGACAAUUUACUCGUAUCACUCCCAUUGCUAUAACAUCGUAGAUUUACUAACUCUUAUUCACAACCAGUAAUCUCAAACACAAACAACUGUAACUAAAUAUAAACAACAAAACAGAUGAAAAAGGCGCCAAAAACAAAAAUGACCAUGAAAGUAAAAAAAAAAAAUGAACGGAAAAAACAAAAGCAAACAAUAAAUAAAUUAAUUAAUUAAUUAACAAAAAAAAAACAAAGAAAGGAACUGCAAGAUAAUUCAAAUAGUGACAAAGUAUAUAACUAAACUAAAAAUAAUCUAGGGAAGAAAUGAGGUGCUGGUAGAAAGACAGACGAAAAGAAAAGUUCUGUGACGGAACGAAAAUUGCUUAUCAGUAAUAACACUGGAUUCUUCCUUGAUGUCUUUCAAACUAUAUCGUCCGUGUGAAAGAGAAAUCGUAAAAUAAAAAAAGAAA